GGCUUUGUAAAGCUGGCGCCGGCGGAGCAAUGGAAGCGAAGGCGUUUCUGCGGGCAUCGUGUCUUUGCCGUCUGCAGUCAGCCGCGGUGAGAGGCACACCUACUACUAGCAGUCUCUGGUUCCGCCGCCGCUUCGCCCCUUCGGCGCCCGGGGCUGUGGGGUGUCGUCCCGCUACGGGGCCUGGAGCCCUCAGCCCUUUCGACCGGCAGAUGAAGAGGAAGCAAAAGAAUUGGGCAGCCGGGCAGCUUCACGCGGAGCGCUGCGAAUACCUACGGGAAGAGGUCGGUGGUAGGAUGGCCGAUCGUGUGUUUGACAUAGCCAAGUCAUUUCCCCUUGCCUUGGACCUUGGGUGUGGGCGAAGCUACAUUGCUCAGCAUUUAAACAAGGAUGUUGUUGGAAGGCUUUUUCAAUCAGAUGUGGCUGAAAUUGCUCUGAAAAACACACUAGAUUCAGAAGUACCAAGAGUCAAUAUCAUAGCGGAUGAAGAAUUUCUCCCUUUCAAAGAAAACACAUUUAAUCUUGUUGUCAGCAGUCUGAGUUUGCAUUGGGUCAAUGAUCUUCCCAAAGCAUUGCAUGAAGUACACCGAGUCCUUAAACCCGAUGGAGUAUUUAUUGGUUCUAUGUUUGGGGGAGAUACACUCUUUGAACUUCGCUGCUCUUUGCAACUAGCAGAACUAGAAAGAGAAGGUGGAUUUUCUCCACAUGUGUCUCCUUUUACAGCAGUGAGUGACCUAGGACAUCUGCUGGGAAGAGCUGGCUUCAACACACUGACAGUGGAUUCAGAUGAAAUCCAAGUUAACUAUCCAGGAAUGUUUGAAAUUAUGGCUGAUCUACAAGGUAUGGGAGAAAGUAAUUGCUGUUGGAACAGGAAAUCUAUGAUACACAGAGCAACUAUGUUGGCAGCUGCAGCAGUGUAUAAAGAAUUGUAUGGAAAUAAUGAUGGGACAAUACCAGCGACAUUUCAGAUUUAUUACAUGAUAGGAUGGAAAUUCCACGAAUCACAGGCACAACCAGCCCAGAGAGGUUCUGCAACAGUGUCAUUUGGAGAUAUGAGAAAAAUAAAUGAAGUUAUUUCAGGCAAAAAAAAAACUUUGACAUGA
Molecule: messenger RNA, 1100 nt
Organism: Protobothrops mucrosquamatus (brown spotted pit viper)
Lineage: Eukaryota; Metazoa; Chordata; Lepidosauria; Squamata; Viperidae
Gene: NDUFAF5
Product: NADH:ubiquinone oxidoreductase complex assembly factor 5
Exons: 11
Coding region: 30-1100 (356 amino acids)
Biological process (GO): mitochondrial respiratory chain complex I assembly
Cellular component (GO): mitochondrion
Molecular function (GO): S-adenosylmethionine-dependent methyltransferase activity
Source: RefSeq, a predicted model, not a curated record